Sardina pilchardus (European sardine) is the source of this 1826-nucleotide messenger RNA. Its product is annotated as NXPE family member 3-like. Lineage: Eukaryota; Metazoa; Chordata; Actinopteri; Clupeiformes; Clupeidae. The transcript is spliced from 6 exons. The record is from RefSeq and is a predicted model, not a curated record. The coding region runs from base 1 to 1503 and encodes 500 amino acids.
AUGCUCAAAAUCCCAGAGGAUCUGGGCUUUAGUGCUGAGGAGUGGGAAAAGAUACAAAGGGCAGUAUAUUGGAGUGAACCAGACCGUCCGAUUACCAAUGUAACUAUGUGCACCAGUCCGGACCACUCCACAUUCAUUAUUAAUGACUUCAAGGACAGUUACUAUGUAGGAGAAGAACUCCUCGUCACCAUUGUUGCCAAGGACUUCACUGGUAGACCAAAAAGCUACGGAGGGGAUUUCUUCCAAUCAAAGGCUUAUUCUAACAAAUUAAAGGCUAGUGUGUUUGGAGAGGUACUAGAUCAUCAGAAUGGCACCUACCUGGCCCGGUUUACCCUGCCAUGGGCAGGCGAGGCUUCGGUGGCAGUCCGCCUGAUUCACUCCAGUGAGGGUGUGCAAAUCCUCAAGCGACACUGGGACACAGACCCUGACCGCGUCGACUUCUACGGCCAUUUUGAGGGCAAGAACCCCCAGGGUGCUAAAAUGAAGGAGACGGUGGCCUGUACCGUUAAGUGGGAAGGGGUGGCAAUGCCUGGCAAGGGGAACUGCUGCUGUGAGUACCCAGAUGUCCGUACAGGGCUGACGUGGUACUGCCGUAAACCCCCAACUCUGCCCUGCAAUACCCUGGUGUACUACACUUUUGGUGUUUACAAGAAUCACAUGACAGACCUUGAGAACAAAAUCAUGGACAAAAAACAUGUGAAUCGUUGGAUCAAGGGUGAUUCACAUGUGAUAAGAGUCCUUGCCUCUAACGCCACUCUUGGAGUGAGAGAGGCGUGUAAACCUGGCAUGCCCACGCCGAUACCAGCAGGAUUCUACUUGCAUGAUGUUUGGACAUCUUUUGUGUGUGCCACCCGUCACUUCGAUGCAGGGAACACAACUAAAUGUCUGAAGGACAAGCACAUCUACAUAAUGGGAGACUCCACUACCAGACAGUGGUAUGAUUUCAUCAUAGGAUCCGUGCCUACUCUGAAGCGCAUGAACCUACACACCGUUGAGACUAAUGGGCCCCAUAUGGCCGUGGACGUGGAGAACAAUAUCGACCUGCACUACCGCUCACAUGGCAACCCGCGCAUCAGCGUUAAGUGGCAGAUCAUGGCGGACAUGCACUACAUUAGUAACGAGAUAGACGACAUGGCUGGAGGACCGCACACUGUUAUUGUCCUCAACAUUUUUGCACACUUCACCACCUUCCCUUUAUCCUACUUUGCCUAUCGGGUGUCCCUGAUCAGGCGUGCAGUUGUGGAUCUGUUGAGACGUGCGCCAGAGACCAAGGUCAUCGUCAAGACAGCCAACACAGGGCACAAGGAUUUCUAUCGCACUGACUGGCUAUCUAUGCAGCUUGAUCAAAUACUACGAGAAACAUUCCAUGAUGUUGGAGGAGUCUACAUUUUGGAUGUGUGGCAGAUGACUGCCUGUCACUAUAACACAGAGAACAUCCAUCCUGGUCCAGUGAUCAUCAAAAAUGAAGUCGACAUUCUUCUCUCUUUUAUUUGCCCCACGUGAGGAGAAUGUUUCCCCUUGCCACUGUCCUCUCUGUGUCUGUUUACUGUGGCUAUGUUCAGAUUGUCAGCCCAAAUCUGAUUUUUGUCAGAACACCAAGUAAGGACAGCAAGAAAAGGUCUCCAGAAGGGGCAAGAUAUCUGUAGACAACUGCCAUAUUGGCGUAACAAACGCCAUACAUUUUGAAUAGACUGUGCACAAAAUCUACAAACCACCAUUGACAAAAAAAGACAGGAUACCUUUAAUGAAGGAUUUAAACAUGGGGCUAUCUGUCAAUGUGCUUACUGGUGUGAUGAAUCCUGAAGCAAGUGAUGGGUGUCCUUUUU